This is a messenger RNA of Castor canadensis (American beaver), 2197 nucleotides long. The record is from RefSeq and is a predicted model, not a curated record. NCBI's taxonomy places the organism in Eukaryota, Metazoa, Chordata, Mammalia, Rodentia, Castoridae.
CCAUUUAGAAAGCCAUACAGAGGGUGGAGAAUCUUACCAUUUUUAAAAUGGAAACUGCUUGGAAGUGUCUUUUACCUAUCUAUGGAGCAUGGCAUACAAGUGUGUUUUGCUUUUUGCCAAAGUCAUGUGUCCUUAGGCACACUUUUGUGCUUUUCUAUUGCUAACUACAUUUUGCCUGACACUGCUUUGUGAAUGCUAAGAAUGUGAAACCAGUGCCUAGCCUCCUGUAGUGCUCCUUCUACAUUUCUACAGAACUCACCUAGAGUCCUGAACGCUUUGAGGUCAAGAGUUAACAUUACCUGAGGCUCUGCCUAAGUGUCACUUCAGUGUCACUUUCAGUCUAGAAGAAAGUUUCAGAUGGCCUUGGUUCUAUUUAGGCUGUGCAAAUAGACAUGUAUGAGGUUUGGUUCUGGUUGGUGGUUGCUAGCCUAAGGUCACCUUGCUCAUUGGUGAGUUCAUUCAAACCCAAACAGUCACACCUGUGUCCUAUGCGCGGGUACUGCAGGCUUAGGUGGAGAAAAGCAGGGAUAGAAUUGGAACCCAAAGCCCAGAAUGGCAAGAGAGGAUGUGGGGGCUCCACCCGAUCACCUCUGGGUUCAUCAAGAGGGUAUCUACCGCGACGAAUACCAGCGCACAUGGGUGGCUGUCGUGGAAGAGGAGACAAGUCACCUAAGGGCACGAGUCCAGCAAGUUCAGGUUCCCUUAGGUGACGCAGCUAGGCCAAGUCACCUUCUUACCUCCCAACUACCUCUCAUGUGGCAACUCUACCCAGAGGAGCGCUACAUGGAUAACAACUCUCGCUUGUGGCAGAUACAGCAUCAUUUAAUGGUCAGGGGAGUACAGGAACUGUUGCUUAAGCUUUUGCCUGAUGAUUAACCUGGUGCUGGGAUUCUAGGAAGAUAUGCUCCUCUGUUCUGUUCAUUAUAUGGCAAUCACUUCAUCCACCACUGCAGUGCACCCACCCUUGGUUUGGGGGGAGGGAGUGGGUUGAAAAACUGCUCAAGAACACAGAAGUUUAGGAAGGGUCAUGAAGAAUACUGCAAAUGACACUGCAGAGAAGGGGUUACACAGGCAGAAAACGAGUCAAAAAAAGCACUUAGUCAUGACAUGUAACUUGAAAUUGACUCCUUUGGAAAUUGCCAUAGAACCUUUAAUGGACAUCACCGGCUGGAACUGGGAUCUCAUGAAUCCCACAAAAAUCAGCAUGUGCUACCGAACAGAUGCCAUGAUCACCAAGGACUUGGUACUGAUUUAGAGAGAAGAGAGCAGCUCCUAGCAGCAUCAACAUCUAUUUGUCGCUUAUUUGCCCUGCAGCAAAUUCACCUGUCUUUCCUUCUCCCAUCCUGUAAAUAUCCUAGGUUUUGUUCUAGUGUUUCCCAUCCCAGUACUGACCUAAUUUCGAUCUACUGAGAACUUAAGGAGUUCUGGGGGAAAAAAGGUUAUUUUGCAUUGAUGAAAUUAGCUACAAAGACUCCUAGGCCACCUUUCUGAAAUUGUAUUUUCAAAUUGUGAGAAGUUGCUGAUCAAAACUGUGGGCAUUUAAAUUCCUUCUCUGGUUACAGAUAUUUAAAAUAAGCUAGUUUCCAUAAAAGCUCAAAAAACCAUAUUAACUGCUUAACUGGCACCUUUCUCAGGAAGUAAUGGCACCAAAUAUUGAUGAUUGCUAGGAAAGGAAAGCAUGUGCUGCCUAUAAAGAAUUUACUGAGUUAAAGUAGUUGUAACAGUUUAUUAUAUAUGUUAAAGUAAGGUUUUAUGUUUUAAUACAAGCCUUGGGCAGGGAGUAGUGGCACAUACCUGUAUGGAGGCUGAGGCAACACUUGGGAAUAAUACAUAGUAGCUAUUAUUCCCAAGUGUUGCUUUCUUUUGUUUUUAAGAUGGAGGAGUUUUGCUUUGUUGCCCAAGCUCACCUUGAACUCCUGGGCUGAAGUGGUCCUUCUGCCUCAGGCACUAUUCUAUGCACUUUAUAUACUUGGUCACAUUUAGUCCUUCCAUCAAUGCUUUGAGGUAGGUAUGAUUCCCAUCCACAGAAGUAGUGAGGAAAAAUGAGAAGUUUAAUUACUUACUAAGGGUUUCUUUUUGUGAAUCAUGGAGCUGGGAAGUGGGCCUGGCAUGUUGGACUACAGUGUCAGUCCAACAUUGGUUUAUAAUAUUCAAAAUGGGUAAAUUGAAUUUAAGUUUUUUCAUACAAAGCUGUAUC